UCUAUCUGCUGCGGACACAGUGCAUCAAUUCUAUUGCUGGCCUCUGCAUCUUCCUCCACACUUCUACAUUUUGGUGAGUGACCUACUCUCUAAGGGUUCUCUGUCGUUCAGUCUCUUUCCAGAUACCACGCCGGAGAACCUACUAGGCCUUUACUUGACUCUGGUUGCUCGUCACUUCUCUCUAGAGGGCUCGGUGAUACCUCCUGGUACCACCCACUUCUCAGUGCUGGACCUCAAGGAUGCAUUCUUCACAAUCCCCCUGCAUCCCGACUGCCAAGAUUUCUUUGCUUUUACUUGGGUGGACCCAGACACUUCAAGGGCACAACAGCUGACCUGGACGGUCCUCCCUCAAGGGUUCCGAGACAGUCCCCAUUUCUUUGGACAGGCUUUAGCAAAGGAUCUCCUCUCUCUUCAGGUGUCUCCUAGCAUUGUUCUCCAGUAUGUGGAUGAUCUUUUGCUUUGCAGCCCUUCCUUUGAGUUGGCUCGCCAACAUACAGCUGACCUCCUCAACUUCCUGUUGACAAAAGGAUAUAGAGUCUCUCCUUCAAAGGCCCAGAUAGCGAAGUCAGAGGUAACAUACUUGGGUUUGUCCAUAACUCCUACAGAGAGAAGAAUUACUCUUGAUAGAAAAGCCUACAUUGAGUCUCUCUCUGUCCCACAGACCAAGGAGGACAUUCUGUCUUUCCUGGGACUUGCAGGCUUCCUUCGUAUUUGGAUACCCGGUUUUGCCACAUUGGCCAAACCUCUUUAUGAGGCAUCCAAAGGUUCCCUAUUGGAGCCACCAGACCCCACAAAGCCCAUUGACACCCCAUUUAAAGUUCUGAAGCAAGCGCUUCUUCGGGCUCCAGCACUGGCUCUACCCAACCUCAAGGAACCCUUUAUACUCUAUGUCACUGAGAAGUGGGGAAUUGGCCUUGGGGUUCUUGGACAAAUGUCAGGCCCCUCCUUUAGACCUGUGGCCUACCUCUCAAAACAGCUAGACCCAACGGUAAAAGGCUGGCCAGCAUGUCUUCGAGCUUUGGCAGCAGCAGCCACCUUAGCACAGGAGAGCACAAAACUCACUUUUGGCCAACCCACUACCAUUCGCUCUCCCCACAGACUAAAGGACCUUUUGUCUCAUAAAUCCCUGUCUUCCCUUUCCCCUUCCCGCCUACAGCUGUUUCAUGUUACUUUUAUUCAAAACCCUGACUUUUCACUGGAAAGCUGCUCCCCGCUCAAUCCAGCUACCUUGCUUCCAUCCAAUUCUAACCCUCUUUCCCAUUCCUGUACAGAGACCUUGGAGGAAUUCACACCCCAUUUUACAGGUAUCUCGGAAACUCCUCUUCCUGACCCAGAAGACACCUGGUACAUCGAUGGCAGUUCCAUAUCUACCUCUUCAGGAAGCCGAGUUGCAGGCUAUGCCAUCGUUAAUAACUCUACCAUUCUUGAAAGCAGCCCUCUGCCCCCUAGCACUACCUCACAAAAGGCAGAACUUAUAGCUUUAACUAGGGCCUUAAUUCUAGCAAAGGGUCGGAAGAUUAAUAUUUAUACAGACUCAAAAUAUGCCUAUCAUAUUCUCCAUUCUCAUGCAGCAAUCUGGAAGGAGCGUGGCUUCCUGACCACCAAAGGGACUCCCAUUACUAAUGCCUCACUUAUUCUUAAACUAUUAGAAGCUGCUUCCCUUCCCCAGCAGGUAGCGGUCAUCCACUGCAGAGGACACCAGACAGGAUUGGAUGCCAUUACAGUCGGCAAUUCAAAAGCAGACCGGGAGGCAAAGCUAGCAGCCCAGAGACAACUCCAGGGACAACUUCCAGCUCCCUUGCUACUGGUAUUGCCUUCAAUUCAACCCUCUUAUACCCCACAGGAGCUCGAGGAACUUACGCACCAGGGAGCCUCCCAGGAAGCACAGGGAUGGUGGUCCCUGGAAGGACGAGUUGUUCUUCCCGAGGCACAAGCAGACAGCUUUCUUUCCCAGGUUCACCAGGCGCUGCACAUUGGAUACAAGCCUCUCUCCCACCUUCUUAAACCUUUAAUCCAUUGCCCUAGCCUAACUACUCGACUAAAGGCUAUUACCCAAGCCUGCCCCACAUGUUCUCUUACCUCCUCACAGGGUGGUCUCCGACCAGCUGCAUUCCCCACACACCAAGCACGGGGACAUACCCCAGGGGAAGACUGGCAGAUAGACUUCACUCACAUGCCCAGAUGUAAGCGGCUGAAAUACCUUCUAACUAUGGUUGAUACCUUUUCAGGAUGGAUUGAAGCCUAUCCCACAACGUUGGAGACUGCUGACACUGUUGCCUCUGUCCUUAUUAAAGAAAUUAUUCCUAGGUUUGGCUUACCCAGGUCACUUCAGUCUGACAAUGGACCUGCUUUCAUCUCCAAAGUGACCCAACAGGUGGCAUCCUCUCUAAACAUCCAGUGGAAUCUUCACAUUCCUUAUAGACCUCAGUCUUCUGGAAAGGUUGAAAGAGCUAAUGCGCUCCUCAAAACACAACUUACUAAACUUUCUCUAGAGCUCCAGCAAUCCUGGCCAGAACUGUUACCCCUGGCGCUCACCCGCUUACGUGUUUCUCCCCGCAGCCCUACUUUCCUCAGCCCCUUUGAGUUAAUGUAUGGAAGACCUUUUCUCCUAGGUAAUUUCCCUACUGACAAUGCCAAGACUCCACUAAUAGACUACCUUCCCGUCCUAACCUUUCUUAGGCACAUGCUGCGCCAACAUGCUGACCAGUGUCUCCCUCAGCCUCAUCAAGGCCCCUUUCCCACUCCCCCAAUUUUGCCUGGUGAUCAAGUGUUUCUCAAGACCCUUAAUCCAUCUGGUUUACACCCUAAGUGGACAGGCCCUCACCAGGUUCUGCUGACAACCCCCACCGCAGUCAAGCUCAAUGGACAGCCCCAGUGGAUUCACCUGUCAAGAAUAAAAAGGGCUCCUGUUCCUGCCCCUUCUAUACCAACCCUGACCUCCAGGUACACCUGUUCCCCCCUCGGGCCUACCAAGGUAAGGCUGUCUCGCAUCCCUGAAGAUCCGGGUGAGUAAAACUGAGCUAACUGCUCUCCUCCCCAAAGACCUCACUAUCUCAUCCCUUAGGACACCUCCAAGCCAUGGACAUCCAAUCUUUUCUUUCCAGUAAUAUAUUUGCUUUUCAUCUUUGUUCAGCCCCCUGCCUGAG
Messenger RNA from Dipodomys spectabilis (banner-tailed kangaroo rat), 3146 nucleotides. RefSeq lists its product as uncharacterized. The transcript is spliced from 2 exons. Lineage: Eukaryota; Metazoa; Chordata; Mammalia; Rodentia; Heteromyidae. Gene Ontology annotation, molecular function: RNA-DNA hybrid ribonuclease activity; RNA stem-loop binding. Bases 932 to 3013 code for a protein of 693 amino acids. The record is from RefSeq and is a predicted model, not a curated record. Gene Ontology annotation, biological process: DNA integration.